AAUAUCAAACAGUGGUUCUACAGCUUUCACUCAGUCACUGUCAGCCAGGGUUGUAGAUAUAAAAAAGGUCUCGCAGAUAAGGAAGAAAUUCUCAGACUUUUACUUCGGAACUAUCAUUUCCGGUAUAUCUUUGAAGGAUAUUUAACAAACUUGAGCAAGUUUUCGUAAAUUAUUGAUCAAGUCAGAUAAAAUGGCGCCCAAACAUAGAAUCAUUAUUGAUACCGACCCAGGAGUCGAUGAUGUAUUGGCCAUCUUGCUGGCACUCAGCGCCUCUCCAGAAGACCUGGAGGUGGCGAUGAUCUCGGUCACGUACGGCAAUGUGCCGCUUCAGGGCUGUCUGCGCAAUGCAGUCGCUCUAUUCCACGUCUUGGAGAAGGAGAGGGCUUGGCGCAAGUCGGUCGGUAAAGAGACGGGCUUUGAAUCCUUGUCGGUAUUCAAGCCCAUCGUGGCCAUUGGAGCCAAGCAUCCGCUAGAGGAGGAGGAGCUUGCAGCGGACCACUUCCACGGCGCCGACGGCCUGCACGGAGUCCACGACGCCCACCCGGACCUAACCCCCGCGGAAACAUGGCGCACCCUCUUCGAGGACGCCCCGGGCGGGGCCCCCUCGGACAUCCCCAGCUUUUCAACAUACUUCACCCCAUCCAAGACGCUAGCGCACAAGGAGAUCCUCCGAAUCCUCAAGGAAUCCCCCGACCAGACCGUGACGAUCCUCACCAUCGGGCCCAUGACCAACCUCGCCCUCGCGGCAGCCGAGGACCCCGAGACGCUCCUCCGCGCCCGCGAGGUCUGCGUCAUGGGAGGCGCCAUCAACGUGCCCGGCAACAUCACGCCCGUGGCCGAGUUCAACACCUUUGCCGACGCCGUGGCCACGGCGCGCGUCUUUGCCCUGACGGCGCGGGAGCCCGCCUCCACCAUGCCGCCCUGCACCUCGCCCAGCCUCAAGCCGUACCCUGAGGGGCUCUCGCGGCAGCUCAAGCUGUCGCUGUUCCCGCUCGACAUCACCACCGACCACCUUCUCAACAAGGGCUUCUUCACGGAGCGCAUCGCGCCGCUCGUCGCCUCCGGCAGCCCGCUCGCCCGCUGGCUGGAGCACGUGCUGUCGCGGACCUUUGACAAGAUCGACAGCAUCCUGGGCGACGGCAGCGAGCCGGGCCUGUCGCUGCACGACCCGCUGACGGUCUGGUACAUGAUGACGCGCGACAACCCGGCCUGGAAGGCGUCGGCCGGCGAGGACAUCCGCGUCGAGACCGCCGGCCAGUGGACCCGCGGCAUGCACAUCCUGGACCGCCGCGUGCGCAGCAAGCCGGGCGUCAAGCAGGAGGCUGGCCAGGCCGAGAAGACCGAGGUGGUCGACGGCGUGCAGCUCGACGAGGUCCCCGGCGACACCAUGGGAUGGCUGAGCAGGAGGAGGGGCAACAGCGUCAACAGGAUCGUGGGCUCGCCCGGCUUCAACAUCUUUGCCGAGUAUCUGAUGAAGCAGCUGUUCUGGUAGAGGAUGUAUGAAAGGGGCAUGUUAUGGGGCCCACUGGUGCAUGAUUUUGUUCGUCUGAUGUUGCGGAAUGGGGUAUCAAUUUUCGAAAACACAAAUGUAGAAAAGAAAUAUAUGACCAGGCAAAGAUGGAAGAGACCCCGACAAAGUAGCCCUCCCAUCUCGGCCAGUCCAUUCAUGAUCCUCGCAACCUCUUGACUGCGGCGAGAUUCCCAAGCCGUUGCCGCUGCCCACUU
Pyricularia oryzae 70-15 is the source of this 1725-nucleotide messenger RNA. Its product is annotated as inosine-uridine preferring nucleoside hydrolase. Bases 191 to 1492 code for a protein of 433 amino acids. The record is from RefSeq and is a predicted model, not a curated record. Gene Ontology annotation, cellular component: cytosol. NCBI's taxonomy places the organism in Eukaryota, Fungi, Ascomycota, Sordariomycetes, Magnaporthales, Pyriculariaceae. Gene Ontology annotation, molecular function: purine nucleosidase activity. Gene Ontology annotation, biological process: purine nucleoside catabolic process. The transcript is spliced from 5 exons.